UUUGAAACGAAAUAGCUAAACUACUACUCAUCUAACUCAUCUAUGCUUGGACAGACAUAGGUUGCUAGCUACUGUAGCUAACGCUGGCUGAGCGCAGCGCCAUCCGCUUCUAAGAGCGUUUAACUAGCAUAACUAGCAAGCUAGCGGUUUAUAACGUUGCAGCAAAGACCAGACACUACUGGCGACUCCAAUCCACACAGUUCAAUAAUCCACCUCCACUGUGAUCCAUUCCUCGCAGCCGCCGAAAAAAGCAAGUAACCGACUAACAACUUGCAACGAAACAAACAAAAUGUCUUCUCCGAAACAGCAAAGCUUACUACGGGAGGCUUCACACCAGAUCAUAGCGGGUGGAUCUGCGGGUCUGGUGGAGAUCUGUCUCAUGCACCCUCUGGACGUGGUGAAGACCAGGUUUCAGAUCCAGCAAGGGAAGAGUGACCCCAACAGCUACAAAGGCCUGGGUGACUGCUUCAGAACCAUAUUCCGGAAUGAAGGGGUGUAUGGGUUCUACAAGGGUAUCCUGCCCCCAAUCCUUGCUGAGACCCCAAAGAGAGCAGUUAAGUUUUUCACCUUCGAACAGUACAAGAAGCUUCUUGGUUUAACCCCGUUGUCCCCGGGUCUGGCACUGUCAGUGGCUGGGCUGGGGUCAGGCCUGACUGAGGCAGUAGUGGUCAAUCCGUUUGAGGUGGUCAAAGUCAGCCUCCAGGCUAACAGAGACUCCUUCAAAGUGCAGCCCUCCACCUUUGCACAGGCACGUUACAUCAUCAGGUCAGGGGGCCUGGGCCUGAGGGGUCUGAACAAGGGGCUGACGUCCACCCUGGGGCGUCACGGUGUCUUCAACAUGAUCUACUUUGGCUUCUACUUCAAUGUCAAGGACUCCAUCCCUGCCAGCCAGGACCCAACUUUGGAGUUUCUGCGAAAGUUUGCCAUCGGCCUGACAUCGGGGACCAUCUCCUCCUGUGUGAAUAUCCCCUUUGACGUGGCCAAGAGCCGCAUUCAGGGCCCUCAGCCGGUCCCGGGGGAGAUCAAGUACCGCAGCUGCUUCCAAACCAUGGGCCUGGUCUACUGGGAGGAGGGAUACUUGGCAUUGUACAAAGGACUUGUUCCCAAGAUAAUGAGACUUGGUCCAGGUGGAGCCGUGAUGCUUCUUGUGUAUGAAUAUGUCUCUGACUGGCUACAGAGGAACUGGUGAGGAAGGACUCACCUGUCAAUCCUCCCCCUUUCCCCCUUUCAAUAACAUUCAGGACCCAUGGUCUCAUGAACAACCGUUCUCUAUACUCCAUGCUAGAUCUGUCUAUCUCCUGGCUGGGCCAGUCUAUGUGGAACCUCAUUUCACUGACACUUCAACCAAUCUGCACCACACCACUGUGGACCCCUCCAGUUCACGCAAAUCCCUCCAUACACUCAGCCACAAACCCAGACCCACAUCACCUGUGGACUGCAAAUACAUCCUUCUCUGAAGGUCCGGGAUCGCUUCACCUGACAACACAGUCCCACUGCCCAUACCCCAUUUUUUGCAAUGCAUUUUGGAUUUGAAGUUAAAGCAAAAACAUGUGUGUCCAAAACAGGUGUCAAAUUAGGUGUAUAUUGUAGGCUUGAACUGAACUGAGGAAACUGGAGAAAUUGUCUGUGUUGAUGUGUUUUGACAAAUAUCAUUUUAGAACAGUGUUGUGUUAUGAGUAAAAUCAAAAUAUGUAGAUGAUCACACACAAGCCUUGAAUAUGUAUUUUGUAAGUGGUCUAUGCAUGGCCACUUGGUCUUUCACAACUUCAGCUUUGUCUAUAGAGAAUACAUCAAUAACAGUCAACUCAGGGCAUCUGUGCUAGCAAGACUGUUAGCUGGACCAGUGUCCACCAUGUGUUUGUAUUAUGACUGCCUUUUCCCCUGACAAUUGAUUUGUGAAAUUACUUCUUGUUCCUUGCCUUGACCUAAAGGUUGUUUUGUGCAGUAGCACAGUCCUUUUGUCCAGCUCUCUCCAAGUGAGCUGACACGUCAAGGAAUCAUGAAGCCCUCUGGUUUAGUGUGUCAAUCCCACAAUGCAGUGCCUUACUAUCUGUUUUAUUAAAGCAAGGAUCG
This is a messenger RNA of Megalops cyprinoides (Indo-Pacific tarpon), 2073 nucleotides long. It is a transcript of the gene slc25a21, whose product is annotated as solute carrier family 25 member 21. The coding region runs from base 290 to 1189 and encodes 299 amino acids. The transcript is spliced from 11 exons. Lineage: Eukaryota; Metazoa; Chordata; Actinopteri; Elopiformes; Megalopidae. The record is from RefSeq and is a predicted model, not a curated record.